Messenger RNA from Topomyia yanbarensis, 1540 nucleotides. It is a transcript of the gene Clc, whose product is annotated as clathrin light chain. Gene Ontology annotation, biological process: intracellular protein transport; clathrin-dependent endocytosis; clathrin coat assembly. Gene Ontology annotation, molecular function: clathrin heavy chain binding; structural molecule activity. The transcript has 7 exons. NCBI's taxonomy places the organism in Eukaryota, Metazoa, Arthropoda, Insecta, Diptera, Culicidae. Bases 114 to 794 code for a protein of 226 amino acids. The record is from RefSeq and is a predicted model, not a curated record. Gene Ontology annotation, cellular component: clathrin coat of trans-Golgi network vesicle; synaptic vesicle membrane; plasma membrane.
CUCAUUUGUUGAAUCCAUCUCUGCGAUGUUUUCGUUAUAGAGCCAGCUGUCAUCCGAAUUGACAGCAACAAUUUUCUCCAGAAGUUUGGUCUUGAACGUAAAACAUCUACAACAUGGACGCAUUCGGCGAUGGAAACUUCGAACAGUCUGAGAUCGAUCCGGCUGCCGAGUUUUUGGCCCGGGAACAGAACGCUCUGGCUGGGUUGGAAGACGAAAUCCCGCCGCUGCCCACUGGACCUGUGGACGAUGACGUGACUCAACCAAAAGCAGAAUUGACCGGAAGCUUUGAAAUGAUUAACAACGACGUUGAUGUCGGCGGAUUGCCAGAUUAUGCCGCUGCGUUGGACACUGGCGUCGGUUUCAACCAGGAAGAAGAAGAUGGUAAUGAUGAUUUUUCAGGGUACACAGUACCCAAGCAAGUGACGGAAGAACCGGAAAGGAUCCGUAAGUGGCGUGAGGAGCAGAAGACGCGCUUGGAGGAGAAGGAUCGCGAAGAAGAACGCAAGAAGGAAGAAUUGCGCGAACAGGCCCGCAAGGAGCUGGAGGACUGGUACAAACAUCACGAGGAAGCGAUCUCCAAGACCAAGGCUGCCAAUAGGGAAUCGGCCAAAAACGCCGAGAAGCAGUUUGUGGCCGAAACGGACGAAAUCGAACCGGGCACCGAGUGGGAACGCAUCGCCAAGCUGUGCGAUUUUAACCCGAAGACGAACAAAUCCAGCAAGGACAUCUCGCGGAUGCGAUCGAUUAUUCUACAGCUGAAGCAAAAUCCGAUCUCUACCAACAAGAAGGUUUAAUUAGGAACUUCGGGUGACCUCGACGGAAUCGUAUACAGUUAUACAACAACAUCAACUAGAAAGUUUAUCGCUCUGGAAGACGGUAGAAGUUAUAAGAUAUAGGCGAAUGAUAUAAAUAGUCUAAAACUCGGAUGAUGUUUGCUUUGCUCUACUUGAAAACUUUAUUAUUGAUUAUUGUAGUAUCAGUUUUCGAUUAGUACCUGCUAAAACACUAAAUUUUUGCUCGAGAACGGUUUCAAUUGUUUUGAUUAUUUGGAUCGAAUAUAAUGUACAUUAUAUAUUUUUGCUGCAAUAUCGAUUUUAUUUUACGUUACUCAAUAAAAUUGCUCCUAUGAAUCACUAGAGUAUGAAGGUAGAUAAAUAUCAUGCUGCAUUUUCUCGGCUUCUGUAUUCAUAACACACUUCAGCAUUCCUUAUUUUCGUCAUUCGAUUAAAAAAUACUUGUACCUAUGAAAUUUAUUCUAUACCAUCAGUGGAUUUGUUUAUUCAUAAUUUCAUUGGACCGGGUGUAUUUACUGGCUCAAUAAGUUUGGACUUGUUUUUUCUUCUGUGAGAGGAAAACUGUUCGGAGGAGUUAUUUAAAUAAAGCAAAAUGUUUGAAAGUAGGUACCCUAAUUGCUGACGUAAGCGUAAUAAAUACCGGUAGACGCAUCGCUAGUUGUAACUAAAUGCUAAUAAAGUGUAUAUGAAAAAACUCUAUAUGCGACAGAGAAAACAAAAUAAACUUUAGUGUUGAGAAAUAUUAA